UGGUACAACUUAAAAUUGUACAUUUACGUUAUGGUACAACUUCAGAUUGUACCUAUACUUUUUGUACAAAUUCUUUUAUGGUACAACUUGAACUUGUACCUUUAUGUGAUGGUACAACUUCAAGUUGUAAAGUUGUACCAUAACAUAAUGAUACAAAUUGCUUUAUGGUACAACCUAAACUUAUACAUUUAAUGUUAUAGUACAUUUUUAAGUUGUACAUUAAAGCACCAAUACUAUAUAGCAUAGUAGAAGUGCUCAUAGGGUGGGAGGUACAAGUAGUCGACUACGAUGAUCGUAACGAACAUCCAAUUAAGACUGUAGAAGCCCAGGAUUACCUAACUACCAAUCUGCGUGUUUGUUCUCCAGGGAGAAUCGUGUCCUUGGGAGGAAAUGACAACGCCCGGAAAGCUAGCCCUCCAGAGCUAAAAGGUGUUGGAUACUACUAGGAGUAUGGUAUGCAGUGAUGGAUCAUUGUUGCUUGAGAGUAGACCGCAGACGAUGUACAUCAGUGGUGCAGAUAAAUAUGUCAAGCUGACAGCGCUGAGCAAAUCUCAGCAGUUUAGUCAUUACAUUCUGCCAUUUUCCUGGGCAUUUGAAAGAUGCAACAUGAACUAUACUGUUUGCAGCCGGUGAACAGGGGUUGGAGAAACGAUUUUCUAGGAGCGAUAUCUAUCUAUAUAACGAGAUGGCUAUCUCGAAUUCCUUGUGUUACUUCUUUUUUCCUUCAGUCAUCUUCUGCAUUGAAAGAUAGGUGACUAAACCCGGCCCUGCGUUGAGCAGCCAUUGGAUUUGUAGCACGCGUGGAAAAGAGAGUUAGAAAGAGUAGGAAACCGACCUGCAAUAAUCGACAGCUGCUCUUGUUGAUGCAUUCGCCGCCACCGACAUCACAGCUAUAUCUGUUCAGAGCAUAAACCGUGGUGGUGGAAAAAACUUGAUUUUGCGAGUGAAAAAAACCAGAGACAGUGAUGAGAAAUAGAGAUGCGAUUACAUGUAAUUUCAACCUCAUCUAUUUUAUCCGACUUGUUUGAUUUAUUUUGGGCGGGUUCGACUAGGGAUGGCAAAUUACCCACCCAUGGGUAAUUAUACCCAAACCCAAGUAGACCCAUUGAUAAUGGGUUGGGUAUGGGUGAAGUGCAUAUGGAUUUGGGGGUUUAUAGAUGGGUUUGGGUUUGGGGCUUCCAUAAUCUAAAUGGGUAUGGGUUGGAUAUGGAUAUCCAUUUACUUGAGGGUGUUUUAACUACACAUGUAAAAAUUGGACCUAUUUGCAAAACUUGAAAAGUUUAGGUACCAAAAUGUAAGACCAAAAAAAUUUAGGUACCAAAACGUAAUUUUUCAUCGAUAUUUUGAGGACUUAUAUGCAAAAAAAAUUAAAUUUAGGUACUAAAUAUGCAUGUUUAUUAAGUUUGGGUACCAAACUGUAAUUUGUAUUUGGGCAUGGGUACAAACCAAUAUCCAUUUGAUAUAAACCCAACUCAACCCAAAGUAAAUGGGUAUGGGUACAAACCCAUCAAACUCUACCCAUAUCCAUCUAUUUGGAUUUCAUACCCAACCCAAUUGGGUUGGAUAGUAAGAAACCCAUGGGUAUGGGCAAAGUUGCCAUCCCUAGGUUCGACCCGUCCUGUUGGUGAGGUGGGGCGGAUGAGUAUUCUCAUCGACCCGAGCUGCCCUGAUCCGUCCCAUUCUCGACUCGUUUUUGUCUAAAUUACAUAUAAUAUUAACCAACUUACUUAUAAUUUUCCUUUUAUUACCUCAUAUUUCAGCUAUAAUAAAUUAUAAAGUUGGAAAUUAGCUAUAAGUAUAAAGCUGGAAAUUAAUGAAAACCUAAAUGUCUUCAAUAAUUUAACCACAUUUAUCAUUGGUUUGUUUUCUUGGUCUUAAUUAAUGAUUAUUUAUAAUGUUUUUCAUAAAAAUUGCAUAUCCAUUGGGUAGACCUGGCCCGACCCAUGAUCCAUGAUAAAUUACGCAACAUGGACCUAACUUGCCACAGGACGGGUAUGGAUAUCGUGAUACUCGCACCAAACCUGCCCAUUGUCAAUUCCUAAAUACAAUUAAUGAAACCUUUCAUGGCGAUGAAAGGAUUAUAAAGGGUGAACGUACAUACAUGCAUGUUUAGGGGUGUCCCUAAAAUUUGGAAACACGAUUAUUUAACCUCCGAUAGUAGUUUGCGUAUAAGCAAACAAAUGUUUAAGUGGUAGUGGGACACCCUUAAAAUUUGGGAAAUGAUUAUCCAACCUCCCAUAGUAAUUUGCGUAUUGGUACAAAUAAUAUUUAAGUAGUAGUCUAUGUGAUUUAAACUUGAGACACUGCCAUUAUUCGUAAACCUAUUUACAAUUACUCAUUUGUUAUUCUGUUUUAGAUCCAUAAUAAUAGUAAAAUAUUAUUCUUAUCCUGAAUUAUUUUCAAAACUUAACGAUUGAACCCAAUUAUUAGAUACCCUUGUCUAAUAGGAUAUGUUGAGAGAUAUUUGUUGAGAGUAUAGACACCGAAUAUAUUUUAAUAUUUUACGAAACACGAUAUUUACUUUUAUUGGUCAGAUAUUUUUAUAUUUAAUAAUUAUUUAAUUUAAUUUUAAUAUUUAAUUAAAUUUAAUUUCUGAGAGGGAAACACCUAUUUAAAAUUCUUGAAUCUGACCGGACUCAUGCACCAUUGCCGCUCUUUCCUUAUUUCCCAUGCGUUAAGAUGCGGCUUCCUUCCAUUACUGAUAACUCCAUCUCUGUUCCUAGACACACAGUAGCACGAUAGCGGCUCAAGAUAGGGUGCAUAACCAUGGGUUAUGAAUCCAUCAAUAACCAAAUCUGGACCCUUCAUUUAGAAAAUCCAGAUCUAAGGAUGGAAAAUUAAGGACCAUUUUUAUGUUUCCUAGCUUUCUUAAUCGAUUCAUAUCUUUUUCGUUUUAACUCGGAUUUUAAUUUUUUUUGCACAGAUGGAACGAGUUCAUCGUGCUCUACCAAAUGAGAACAAUUUUCAAUAUUUUUUUAGAAAAAAAAAUUCUGGCCUAUCGGUACCAACUGCAUACCAUAUGGUAUCUUCUUCGUUUUUAAUUCGUUUUUGAAAAAGUUUGCACAGAAGGGACGAGUUCAUCAUGAUCUGUUGGAUCUACAAAUUUCUGGGUGAACAAAUUACAAGACCAAAAAAUACCACACAAUACCAUACAAUACCACCCUGGUACAGGGUGGUAUUGUAUGAUAUCUUCUUCGUUUUUAAUUCGUUUCUGAAAACGUUUGCACAGAAGGGACGAGUUCAUCAUGAUCUAUUGGAUCUACAAAUUUCUGGGUGAACAAAUUACAGGACCAAAAAAUACCACACAAUACCAUACAAUACCACCCUGGUACGGGGUGGUAUUGUGUGGUAUACAAUGUUAAAAGUCGUAAAUGACAAUUAAUAUACUUCUACUAUCAUGUAUUCAACCAUCCUACAGUCUUGGUUUGUUCAUACCACCAUGGUACGUUUUUCAAACCAUAGGUAUGCUUUUAUUUCAAUACCAGUCAAUACCAUAUGGUAUAGACUGAUAAAAAAUGGCUCAAUUUUUUUUGUUCGAAAAAUAUAUUAAAGUGGAUAUCAUUUUGAAGAGCACAAUUAAUCUGAUCUAACUGUGCAAAAAAAAAAUUAAAUUUCGACUUAAAAUGAGUGAGAAAUCGCCCGUCAAAGAUUAAAGAUGGGAAAAUUAAAGGCUUUCCAGGAGAGAGAGGAUGCUAAUGUAGGCUGGUUACUCAUGGUUACUCACCAUAAGGUUACUGACCUUAUCCGUUCCCCACGAUAGCUAGCUAGGGCAGCGAAGUAGAAGAGGAAAGAAUGGCGAUCGCGAGCCGAAAGCUGAAUUACCAUCUCUCUCUCCAUCUCAACCCUACUCCAGCCAUUCGCCACCACCAUCGCUUCUCCCCCUACCCCACAACCUCUUCUUCUUCUUCUUCUUCUUCUUCUUCUCACCACCAUCAAGAAGUCAAGAGGCUGACGGAUUUAGAGAAGGUCCACCUCCUCGACCAAGGAAGCAGCGACGCUGUCUUCAAGGUCCGCCACAGAACCACCCGCGCCAUCUACGCUCUCAAGAAGAUCAUCUCACCUGAAACCCAAACCCUAGAGCAAGAGGUGGCCAUCCACCGACUGGCGUACUCCUCCCCACAUGUGGUCAACUUCUAGGGCUCUUUCUGCUAAGGAUAUAUGUUAAUAUUUUUAAUUAUUGUAAUUAGAUUAAUUAGUUCCUAUUUCAUAGCUCCACUACUCUUACUCUUUUGCUAUGUGUUGCUUAGCUCACGUUAGUUUCUGUUGUAUUGGUAUUAAUCCCACAAUUCUAUUAAAUGCAAAACACAUAA
Molecule: messenger RNA, 4310 nt
Organism: Linum trigynum
Lineage: Eukaryota; Viridiplantae; Streptophyta; Magnoliopsida; Malpighiales; Linaceae
Source: the annotation of a GenBank genome assembly